AAUUUGACUAAGUUGGUUUGGAUCUAGACUUGUCACAAGACUCUUUUUAUUAAGUCCUGUGGCUCUCCCUUCCCUAUGUCUCAAUCGAAAACAAACCAAACCCAAAGUCUUGAACCAGAACUUCCCCCAUAACCCACCUUCAGAUGUUUCAGCCUUUUAUCUGCGGCGGCACUGUCAAUCAUCAAGAAGAAGAUGAUGAUGAUCAGUUUUGGAGCAGCCCGAAUUCUACACCAAGAAAAUCAAGAAGAAACGGUUUUUGUAAGAACAAUCACAAGGAUAACAAGAACCCUUACUCGAACCGUGGCCUUGACAAGUUUUCUGCACUCUUAGCUGAACUUGAAGAGAAGAGGCAAAAGAUCUACUCACAGACAGGUUCACAAGACAUAUCGUUUGUUCGAUUUACGUACAAGAACUCGGCAGAUUGUGUCCCGAUUGUGGUAAAGCUCAAGGACAAAAGAGAAGAAGAGAAAAUAAUGAAACCUGUUGAUGCCAAGGGUCAGCCUGGAACGAAUAUGGACUCAGAAGUCUUGGAUAAGCAUCCAAUCGAAACCUUAGAUGAAGGGAAAGAAGUAAUCAAGAAGAUAUCAAGAUUGCAAGCGGUUAGUGAAAAGACUGAGAAGAAGAAGAAGAAUAAAAAGAGCUCUUCAUGGAAUAUGGAGUUGCAAAAGUGGAGACGGCCUUCUUAUUAUUUACCAGCAUUUGUAGUCUUGAUUUUGUUGCUGUUGGUGUUUUUCGGAAGAUCAGUUACAAUAUUAUUUACUUGUAUUGGGUGGUACAUAGUUCCUACAAUUCAAGGAGAGAGUUCCAGCAAUGUUAGAAGAUCAUUGAAGAAGAAAGGUUAUGGCACAAAGUCGAGUGCAAACAAGUUGGUAAGUGAAGGAUUUUCUCCUCCAAAGAGUAACAAAUCAUCUCCGGUACGUGAUCACCAUCGGAAAAGCUGAUCAAGAAGAUUAUCUGAUCUUCUUCUUCUUCUUCUUGCUUUUUAAUUCUUUUGAUUUUUCUUUUUGAUCUUGUGUCAUUAAAUGUAAAUUCCAUUUCUUGUUGUUGUGUUUCGGGGUUGGCUUGAAGAAUUCAGAAUUCAAUCGGUCUUGGACCUGUUCUACAGUGUAAAUUCUUGUUUAUAAAGUUGAACUAGUAUUAGAGAGAAAUUCUAAUUCA
This is a messenger RNA of Theobroma cacao (cacao), 1158 nucleotides long. RefSeq lists its product as uncharacterized. Lineage: Eukaryota; Viridiplantae; Streptophyta; Magnoliopsida; Malvales; Malvaceae. The record is from RefSeq and is a predicted model, not a curated record.